UUUAUGUAAACAGCUUCUUCUAGUGACUGUGUGGGAGUGUUGUGCAGUACUCUUAAUCUUCUCUGUGAUUCAUUUAAUUUUCACUCCGUUACUGUUCAUUUUUUAAGCGCCUCUGUGAAUAUCCCUGCGACCCGAGCCUUUAUAUUGUGGUGUGCUCUUCUCUUUUCACGUGUUUAGCUGGGGUUGGGAUGUCUGCAGCUGAAUGGUACGCACAUAAAUCCCUCGGAGAUGGGGUGUUCUGGAUCCAGGAGAGGUUUUACGAGUCUGGCAACCGAGCCAACAUCUGGCUCGUCCGCGGGUCGCACCAGGACGUGGUGAUCGACACUGGGUUGGGUCUGAGGAGUCUGCCGGAGUACCUGCAAGCAAAGGGGCUGCUUGGGGACGCGUCAGAGUCCGGCCGCAAGAACCCGCUGUUGGCCAUCGGCACCCAUGUCCAUUUUGACCACUCGGGCGGCUUGCAUCAGUUUCGGCAAGUGGCGGUGCACGAGGCGGAGGCAGAUGCUUUGGCAAACGGGGAUAACUUCGAGACGGUGACUUGGCUGUAUGACAGCGAGAUUGUGAGGGCUCCGACCCCCGGGUGGAGGGCCAGCCAGUACCGAGUACAAGCGGUAAAACCAACGCAUAUACUGCAGGAAGGUGAUGUAAUUAACCUUGGAGAUAAACAGUUGACUGUAAUGCACAUGCCUGGCCACUCCAGAGGAAGCAUCUGCCUUCAUGACAAAGAGCACAAGAUGCUUUUCAGUGGGGAUGUUGCCUACGAUGGGUCAAUGAUCGACUGGCUCCCAUACAGCAGGAUCAGUGACUAUGUCAACACCUGCGAACGCCUGCUUGAACUUGUUGAUGGAGGUCUUGUGGAAAGGGUGCUGCCAGGCCAUUUUAACACAUUUGGGGCAGAAAGGCUGUUCAGAAUAGCCUCCAAUUACAUUUCGAAUGCUGGCACUUGCCAUAGGUUUUCCUCUUGUGCCUUGAAGUCGGUUGCAAAUUUAGCUCUCCGUGCGUCAAAUUCCAGAAGAAGCGCAUCUUGAUGCCAAGGGUUAUCAAAAAGGGAUACUGGUUAUGUUAUUGUUAUGUUAUGUUAUGUCCAACUUGUCAACUUUUGAAACUGCAGUAGGCUAAAUAUUGCUAAGUAUUAUAAAGUCAUAAGUUACCUGCACCAAAUUACAAAGCGUGUGUAAAACGAUUACAUACAAAUCUUGUUUUUUUUUUGUUUUUUUUUAAUUAUAGAUUAAAAAAACAAAAAGGUUUGAGUCAUGCGUGGUGCCAGCAGGCAUCAUGAGAGCUUCCCCUCAGUGCUCUAUGAGCACACUUCAAUUCUCACCUGGAUACCCUUUGACGUUAACCAGAGACUGACAAAUUGUGUGGUGGCUUUGUGAACCCAGGCCACCAGGGAUGAAAAUCAUGAAAGGCUAGUGAAUUAGCCUGCUGCCAAGACUUUAUUCACACAUUACCAGCAUGGUUUUUAAAUGAGUAAAAUAAGAGCUGGUUGCAGAAAGACCUUGCAAUCUUGAUUCAAUAUACUAGGUCACUGCAGGUGCAUUUUCAAAAGCUACUCAGAAACUAUUGAAGUUUUAAUUAAUCUUACACACCUUAAUCAGUUUGCAAUCCUAUUUGCUUAGCACCAUCUCAAAGUUUCACAAAGCAACAUUUGAGAGGGAAUCGUCAGUUGGAACCAAGUCAAAGUUUAGGGACAGUAUUUAAUUCUUGUGAGGCCCUUACCAACAUUGAUGCUGUUUCUCAAGUUUGGAAUGCAGUGCUUGAAUUUUACUUAAAAAUCUGUUAAAGACAAUUAAUGAGACAAGGCUGGGGCUGACCUAACUUUUCCCAGAAGUAACCUAUAAAACAGACACAAUGGGGGGUAUACUGUAUUUUCAACUUGGAGACUUUGAAUGAAAUUAUUUAUUUAUUUAAGACAACAAUUCUUUGAAAAUACAGUAAUAGGCUAUGUUUGAACUGAAAUCUCUCUCUCUCUCUCUCUCUCUCUCUCUCUCUCUCUCUCUCCUCUCUCUGUGUGUGUGUAUAAAAGCCUUCAUUGAAUUAUUAAAGAAGAAACAGUCUAUGAAUCAAACCAUUUUAACCUGUCUGAAUCUAAAAUAUGCAUAUGAUUGAUUUUGGUUUGGGUUGCCAAAUUAUGAAGCAAAUGGUAAGAAGCAAUUUCCAUAAGCAAAUACUCUGUCUUCUUCAGUAAUACAGUAGUUGUAUUACAACAAAGCAACCCCUUAAAAAAGAGAGGCUUCUUCACGGUGAAAUGAUGAUAAAUGAUGAACACUUUUAGUAAACCAGACUACCAGUAUAUGUAUUCUGUGUCAAUCGUCUUUGAAUAUCCCUGGUAUUUCAAGCAGUGACAGGAGAAGCUAUAUUUAGGAAGAUGUUAUGCCAAACUAACGGAUGAUUAAGCAAAGAUUUGCAUGCACUACUUAAAUAUGAAGAGAGUGACAAAAUGCAUGUCAGCUUUAUAUGCAUUUAUGAAUAUAUUUAAUACUGUAUAUUGAUAUAUUUUUUAUGUUGCAAGCUUAUUUUUGUGUUUUUGAAGAUUGUAACAAAAGGAGAGGUUACAGACUUUUUUUUCUUUGUUAAUAAAUUGUUAAAUGUUCUGAUAUUACAGGGGAAUUUUAUGGAUUGCUGAAGUAUUUCAUUAUUUUGCAGUUAGGCAUAAGUAAGUGUUAAUAGUUUGCAUUAACCUCUUAACUAAAUAGAAUGCUCAUUAAUAAAAUUUAUAUGGAAUUGGAGUACAAUAAUUGUACAUUGUAUGGACAUGCAUGUUAUAGCUUCUGUACAAUUCUCAAGUGUCUUACCUACUGUAUUAAUUAUUGCUUUGUCAUGUCUGUGGUAGGUGCAGUCCAUCGAUUCAAUUGAAAAGGGACAUUUCAAUUUGAUGACAGAAACUGAUGUCUAUCUCUUUUAACCAAAAAAAACCCAACAAACUUUCCAUAGAAUUGUUAAAACUUCUCGGUCAGAAAUAUUGUGAAAAGAACAGCAAGUGGCUUUUUAUGGAAAAUGAAAGAUUUUCUUAAAGCCUCUUUGAUUUACUUUGAAGGUUUAAUUGUUUAUGAUUUAACAGAUCAAAGGCAGUACCUCUAAGCUCUAAACUGUAAUGCUGACAGCUUGUGCGCAUACAGUAUUACCUGAUAAACAGCACUUUGUUAUAAAAUAAUUGCACUUUAAAUAAAAGCUGUCAUUCAAAGUAAAAUGUGUGUUUCCAAGCCUAGAGUGAACAAUGAGAAGGGAUAUUGUUCUGACUUUUAUUAUUGCUGUCUGAUAUGUUAACUUUAUAAUUUCUGACUUUCUUUGUAAUGUUACCAACUGUAAAAGAAGACGUGUAGUUUUAGCAGCAUGUCUGGCAUUGUUAAACAAAACAGUGUUGCUUUGUUUCACCUGUAAUAAAAGCAGUGGACAAGAUCAUGCCUGUUGUACUUACCACCUUGAAUAUAACCACACACAUGCAAAGCAGAACAACCAUUUGCCCUGAAAAAGUGUUCUUGUUCAGAGUUAGUUUAUUUUCAUGUCAGCCUGGUAAAUGU
Messenger RNA from Polyodon spathula (Mississippi paddlefish), 3518 nucleotides. RefSeq names its product metallo-beta-lactamase domain-containing protein 2-like. Lineage: Eukaryota; Metazoa; Chordata; Actinopteri; Acipenseriformes; Polyodontidae. The transcript has 2 exons. The record is from RefSeq and is a predicted model, not a curated record. The coding region runs from base 189 to 1025 and encodes 278 amino acids.